CUAACGCCUUUCUCUUCCUCCUCCGAAAACCCACCACAACACCACCACCUGCGCCCGCCCACGUCUGCUUUUCGGGACCGGACAAGCACACGCGUUGAUGCUGCUCUCGAAUAGGUUUCAUCCACCACCUCAACUUAGGAGACAUUCGCUUUUCUCUCCACAGCAACCUGCCCGCUUCCUCUUCUUGUUCAGUCUGCCACUGUCGCUGCUGCUCGUCCCUCCGCGCCCUGUCUGCGUUCCGACGAAAACUCGUCUGCCCGAAUUGCACCUCUGCACGACAGAACCUACCUUCAAACCACCCGAUUUGGACUCGCACAGCACGCUGUUUCCCUCUCUUUUCAAUGGCAGCUACGGCUUCAGCGCCGCCUGCUCUCUCUCCAGGGCAGGCGACGCUCGAUCAUGACGACAGUAACAUCUCCAGCCCUCUGAGCGACGUCGAGGACAAGGAUGGCGAGGGCGAAUCGUUGGACGGCAUGCAGCUGGAUCACACUGGGGAAGAUCCUGACGAGGCGCUCGACUCCGACAGCAACCUGUCCGAGGCGAACGAUACCGAGGCAGAGACAGAGCGCCUCUACGACACCCCGCAGGCCCAACGCCACAAGGACGUGGUCGUCAACCAGUUCAAUGACGGCCAGGUCUUCGACCGCACACCAAGCAAGCUCCAAAAGACUUUCUCCAUUGACGCCAUCGACGAUGGUGACGACGAGAGUCUUUCCGACCGUGACGACGUGUCGAUGACUUCCAGCCACUUGGAUGAGGCCUCCCCCAGCAAGCCAAAGAAGUCCACCGAGCUCCCAUCUACCGAAGAUGAUUUCGAGAACGCUGAUUCGAAGAAGAGAAAGCGAUCACCGGUCGCGGAAUCUUCUGAGCCUGGCCAGCCCGCCAGGAAGCGCACCGGGUCGGUCGUGCCACAGGAGCAGGACCGGGACAAGAAUGACGUGGACAUGCACGAGGACGAUGUCCCCUCCACAAUUUCCCAUACCGGCGAUCACUCCGCGACCGAGGACAAUGCCCCCGAACUCCCGCCCACUAAGCGUGGUCUAUCGCGCGACGGUCACAGCCCGGUCAAGGACUCGCAAAUAACGAAAAAGAUAACUCGUAACGGCAGCAGGCGAAAGAGUCACGCCCUAGAGGCCCAUGAGCAUGAGGGUGACGAUGGCGACGGUCGGGACGACAGUCGCGGUGACGAAGACUCGGGACCUCAUGCUGACGACCACAUUGAACACGAGGGCGACGAUGACGCAGAAGCGUCAAAGAACGACGAAGAGUUUGAGAGGAAACGUGCGGCGGUCGAGGAAUGGACUGAUCUAGAAGAGAAGUUUGUAGUCUUUCGUGAGCGGCUGUACAAGGAUCGACUAGAGCGCCUCGAGCAAGAAGAACAGUCUCUGCAAGCCGAGCCACCGAGUCACCCUGAAUACUUGAACAUGAAGCAAUGUUUGGACGAAAGGCUAGACAAGAAGCUCCGAAACAUUGAGAAAGAAUACGAGCUGUCAGUCGAGGCCCUGGAGCGACUGGCAGUAGCGCGUCGGGCCCAAAUCUGGAAUCAGUUCUACCAGGGAGCUCGAGAGUCACGCUCUAAAAUGCUUGAACACCUUAACAAGGAAUGGUACGAGACACAGAACGCCAGGCGCAGUGCACAUAGCGUACCCGACUACGGUCUUCUGUUCCCCGCCAACCCCACGCAACGCACAAGAAACGCGGUCGCGUACAACUCGGAGGUUUCUUUCUUGGCCGGGCUCGCCAAGCACGAGGGAUUUCCCGCAGUGCCGCCCAUGCGAGGUGCGAAUGGGUCAGAGAUCGAAGACGAUCUGGAGGCCAUGAAGCGCACUUCAAAGUCGCGUCAGCGAUCGAUAAUGCAGCCAAUUGAGGACUACCAGGCGGUUGCCUUCGGGGGAAACCUUGGUCCUGCUGGUGAGCAGUUCAUCAAAGAUACCCCAUGGGCCAACCCAAACCAUAUUGCACAUAAGAUCGUCACGGCGCCCGCAGCGCCUGGGGCCCAUGUGAAAAGUCCAGCAACGCAAGGAGGCAAAGCAGUGGCAGGCCCAUCCCACGCUCAGCCGAUACCGGCCAUCACAAACGGUCACGCAGCCGCGCACACAUCGCCGCAAAUGAACCGGUUUACUUCGGCGUCACCCGAGAUGGUCCGAACAGCCAACGUUUUGGCUCAAAGCGCCCAGAUGAAGCGUGCGGGGAGUCGCACAUCGAAAGCUGCGAAAGACACGGCUCCCAAACAAGAGCCAGCGUCGGCGAUGGCAAGUUAGGGCGGCAUCACCUGAAGGCUGACGGCGUUUUCGAGGCUCACUGUACUGUUAUGAUACCCCACGACGACUAAGGCGACCCGCCCUUGUUUUUUCCGUUUUUCUGUUCUUCUUUUCCUCCCCUUUCUUAUCUACUACCUAGAUACGUUGGCGCAUCGACGUGAUAUCACGACGGUCAUUAUUUGUCUGGGUCCCCAUAGAGUUAAGAAGGGCCCCUCAUCACAAGAUGGGAUGUCUGGAGUGGAAAAAGGGAGUUACUUUUGCAUUGGGAUGGACAGGUCAACUCCUGUAAUGAGACAUGUACAGAAUUGCUGAUGGAGAAUUUGGUGAUUUUACAUUGUUGCAAACGGCGCAGGAAGCGAGUUGAACCUCGCUUAUAUACAUAUAUAUUCUACAACGCAACUGCAUGCUCGCA
Colletotrichum destructivum is the source of this 2673-nucleotide messenger RNA. RefSeq lists its product as uncharacterized. The record is from RefSeq and is a predicted model, not a curated record. Bases 342 to 2261 code for a protein of 639 amino acids. Gene Ontology annotation, cellular component: Sin3-type complex. The transcript has 4 exons. Lineage: Eukaryota; Fungi; Ascomycota; Sordariomycetes; Glomerellales; Glomerellaceae. Gene Ontology annotation, biological process: negative regulation of transcription by RNA polymerase II. Gene Ontology annotation, molecular function: histone deacetylase binding.